AUGGUUCAAAGCACCCGCAGAGUCUCUCACCUCUGUAAACGGGUCCAUCGCUCCAGGCCUCACGUUCGGGAGACGAGACGGUGGGUCCGGUGGUUCAAAUUCAGGAGAAGGAAAGAAAGGGAAAAAAGGCCAAGAUCUGACCAGAAGGCAGUGACGAGAAGGAUCAGACAAAAGUUCUCCGCCUCAGAAAAGCUUCACUGGCCUGAGCAUGAACUUGCUAAGAAGUCUGUUCUAAAUGCAGAAGAGGCAUUGAUCAUUGACAGCAAAAGAAGCUUUUCAAGUUUGUCCUCUGGAGUGCUCAAGGACACUUUUACAACUGGAACCAGUAGUUACAAUGUGCUACUACAAAGCAAGGAGGAGAGAAAGCACCAUUCACAAAAGCAAUUUUCCUCUGCCUUCUCCAAAAGACGUAGAAAGCCCAGCAAAUCUCCUAGUUCCUCUCAUAGCAAAGAUUCUCACAGGAUGACAGCCCUGGUGCCUGUGACCAACAGUGGUACUUGGUACUGCCUGGACAGGCAGUCUGCUGUUUUUGUCCCUAGUCCAGUACCAAGUCCUGUAAAGUUUACCCGUGGUGUCUCUGUUACAGGGAGCGGCCUAGCACUGCCACCUAAACCGAAAAGCAAGGUGAGCCGCCGCAGUGUCACCCCCGUCCCAAAGCCCAAGCAGCAGCAGCCUCCGCUGUGUAGAAGCUUUGAGAAGGGAGACGAGCUUUCUGGGAAGAAGCUCUGUAUCCUUACUGCCAUAAAGCCCACCAACCUGGAGAAAGAAAAGCUGCGGUUCUUCAAGUCGGACUAUACUUACAACCCUCAGUUUGAAUAUGCCAACCCUGCUCUGCCUGGUGUGUUAGCCAAACACAGCAACGCCUCUGACCGAUUUCUUAAGCAGAUUGUAGUUCAUCUCACUGAAGACCUGCUUUCCAGGGCAUCCAUGACAGUAGUAAAUGGAUGCCCAACUCUAACCAUCAAUAUUUCUACUGCGCGAGAGCACUGGCUGGAGGGGAUGCUGCGGCACGAGAUUGGCACACAUUACUUUCGGGGAAUUAACAACCUCCAGCAGCCAUGGAACAGUUGGAUUGGCCGCAAAAAACAUGAGCUAAAGCCAAACAACCCUACAGAGGAAGGGCUGGCCAGCAUUCAUAGCGUCCUGUUCAGAAAAGACCCCUUCCUAUGGAGGGCUGCCCUCCUUUACUAUACAGUGUAUCAAGCCAGCCAGAUGUCUUUUUGUGAACUCUUCAAAGAUAUUGGCAAGUUUGUCAAGGACCCUAAUACAAGAUGGGAUUACUGUGUAAGAGCCAAGAGAGGGUGGACUGAUACUUCCCAGCCAGGGUGUUUCAGUAAAGACCAGGUGUACUUGGAUGGAAUCCUUCAAAUACUUCGAUUCAGAGAGUCCAUAGACUUUCAUCUGCUGACUGCCCUGGGCAAGGUAUCGUAUGAAGAUGUGGAUCGCUUAAAAGGGCUGGCAGUUACUGAGAACAUGAGAGUCCCCCACUUCCUGCAAGACCACAGCCGCUACAUGGAGCACUUGGAGAGGAUCAUGGAGGUGAAUGAGCUGACUGAUGCUGAGCUGAAAGACCUCAUCUAA
Arvicola amphibius (Eurasian water vole) is the source of this 1581-nucleotide messenger RNA. It is a transcript of the gene Matcap2, whose product is annotated as KIAA0895 ortholog. The record is from RefSeq and is a predicted model, not a curated record. The coding region runs from base 1 to 1581 and encodes 526 amino acids. The transcript is spliced from 7 exons. NCBI's taxonomy places the organism in Eukaryota, Metazoa, Chordata, Mammalia, Rodentia, Cricetidae.